Molecule: messenger RNA, 361 nt
Organism: Octodon degus (degu)
Lineage: Eukaryota; Metazoa; Chordata; Mammalia; Rodentia; Octodontidae
Gene: Gast
Product: gastrin
Exons: 3
Coding region: 71-361 (96 amino acids)
Cellular component (GO): extracellular region
Molecular function (GO): hormone activity
Source: RefSeq, a predicted model, not a curated record
CACCUAGGACACAGGCACAGCAGAGCAACCUCCUCCCGGACAUCGAGAGCCGCCUCACUCUGCAGACACCAUGCCCCGACUGUGCGUGUGCACGCUGGCCGUGAUGCUGGUUCUGGCCACCCUCUCUGAGGCCUCCUGGAGACCCCGCUCCCAGCCGCAGGACACGCCCUGGGACCCGAUGGCUGGCAAGGACCUGCCAGGCCCCGCCUCUGCCCACCGGAGCCAGCUGGGGCCCCGGGGCCCCGCCCAGCUCCGCGCAGACCUGUCCAACAAGCGCGGGCCGUGGACCGAGGAGGAGGAGGUGUACGGGUGGAUGGACUUCGGCCGCCGCAGCGCCGAGGACCCGGACCAGCGUCCCUAG